GAAUUAUUACUCCAUCUACGUCAUCCAGAUCACCACAUGCGUCUAUAGCUCGGACCGCAGACAGAAUAAUCCCUCUAGAUCAGGAGACGCAACUACCACUAAUAACAAGAAAAAAAGCCCGUAAAAAUGGCCGACUCAGCAGUCGAGCUCCUGCCCCUCGGGGCCAUCAUCCAGUCCCUCAAGGUCGGCGGCAUCAACAUCGUCCAGGGCUUCCCGACCGAGGACCUGUACCGCGAGCACAACGCCCCCUACUUCGGCGAGACCAUUGGGCGCGUGGCGAACCGCAUCAAGGACGCCAAGCUCGACUCGCUCAACGGGGGCAAGUCGUACACUCUGACCGCCAAUAACGGGCCCAACAACCUGCACGGCGGCGUCGUCGGCUGGGGUAAGCGCGUCUGGGACGGCCCCAAGCCCAUCGGAGUGCGCUCCAUCCCCGGGGUGGACGGGCUCGAGGGCGGCGAGGCCGUCGAAUUCACCCUGCUUAGCGAGGAUGGCGACGAGGGCUUCCCCGGCACCGUCAAGGCCACGACCGUCUACACGGCCGGAAAGCAAGUCGUCGAUGGCAAGGACGUCACUGUUCUCGGCAUCGAGUACGAGGCUGAGCUGAUCAGUGGUGCGGACGAGACCCCGAUUAACAUGACCAACCACUCCUACUUCAACCUGACCGGAGGCGAGUCCAUCGCCGGCACUGUCGUGGAGAUUGCCACAAACUCGUACCUUCCCGUCGACGACGGCGGCAUCCCCACGGGCGGCAUCAAGCCCUUCUCCAAGUUCGAGGGCAAGAAACCCUUUACCCUUGGCCCUGAAGAGCCCGACAUCGACGACUGCUUCAUCGCCAACGAGAAGCCCUCGUCAGUGCCUGUCGACACCCGGUCCCAGCCCCUGGUCCGCCACGUGCACACCAGCCACCCGGACUCGGGCAUCCACCUCGAGGUCCUCAGCACCGAGCCCGCCUUCCAGUUCUACACGGGCAAGUACAUCGAUGUGCCUCAGGUCGCCAGCCUGCCCGCCCGCAAGGCCCGCAGCGCCUUCUGCGUCGAACCCAGCCGCUACGUCAACGCCGUCAACGUCGACGAGUGGAAGUCCAUGAUGGUCCUGAAGAAGGGCGAGAAGUACGGGGCGAGGAUCGUGUACCGCGCAUGGAAGGAGUAGGAAUCUGAGAUGUGCGCAGGUGUGAACGAAAUUUGCCAUGAAUGCCAUGCAUUCGUCGCGUGGUUGGGUGGAGAGUCGAGGGCUGUGACAGUGGUUCGGGCUGAGCCCAGCCACCUUCCAACCGUGUGCUUUAAUCAUCAAUGGCUUCAUCCAUCUCGUCAUCUCCCGCUUCGUGAACAGGUUUGGCAGGGGCUUUGGCUUCUUGUUUCCUGAACAGA
Molecule: messenger RNA, 1370 nt
Organism: Gaeumannomyces tritici R3-111a-1
Lineage: Eukaryota; Fungi; Ascomycota; Sordariomycetes; Magnaporthales; Magnaporthaceae
Product: aldose 1-epimerase
Exons: 2
Coding region: 127-1152 (341 amino acids)
Biological process (GO): beta-D-galactose catabolic process via UDP-galactose, Leloir pathway; glucose metabolic process
Molecular function (GO): aldose 1-epimerase activity; carbohydrate binding
Source: RefSeq, a predicted model, not a curated record